Lathyrus sativus (Indian pea) is the source of this 432-nucleotide messenger RNA. The record is from the annotation of a GenBank genome assembly. NCBI's taxonomy places the organism in Eukaryota, Viridiplantae, Streptophyta, Magnoliopsida, Fabales, Fabaceae.
AUGAUCGUCUGUGUCGCCGUCGUCGGUCACCAGAACAAUCCGUUGUACAUACAGAGCUUCACGGAGGCCGAUGAUGCUCUCAAGCUCCACCAUAUCGUCCAUUGCUCGCUUGAUGUGGUUGAUGAGCGAGUGAACAAUCCUAAAAAAUCUGGACCUAUGCUGAAUGAGACGUUUCUAGGACUGCUUUAUCCUAUUGAAAACUACAAAGUUUAUGGAUAUCUGACUAAUACAAAGGUCAAAUUUAUUUUGGUGACCACGGAUCUAGAUGUUAAAGAUGCAGAUGUAAGAAAUUUUUUCAGGAGAUUUCAUACUGCAUAUGUAGAUGCAGUUUCAAAUCCAUUCCAUGUGCCUGGUAAAAAGAUAACAUCCAGAACUUUUGCAGAAAGAGUGAGCACAAUUGUCAAGUCAUUUGGUUUUAGUUCGGCUGCGUAA